GAGGAGACUCCAGAUGGUCAUAUAGAUAAGCCAAAUAAAUAACCAAUUGACAGGGGGGAAGGAGAAAAAGGAAAUUCCCCGUCUUGCCUUUUCCCUCUUCCUCGAGCAUCUUGCGCUGCGCAGUGUUGGCGACACCACCGGGGAGCGGUGCGCAUUUUCUCUCUCUCGCGCGAGGCGCAUCUGAGGCGGCAUUUCUGAGCCGAGGCGGACGCACCAGCAGUGAGGGGAGAAACGCCGCAAUCUCACAACCGAGGGGACCAUUGCGGGGUGUUUUUCUUACCUCCUCUUUUGUAUCGCACCCACUGGGAAGGGAAAGGCACCCAAACCUGACGCAAACAGGAUAUUUGACCGGCCUGUGGACUGUUGAUUUACGCCACUUUGCAUUCCGCCAUUUCUUCCAAAGACCUAUCUAUUGACCAUCAGAGGAGCCUGGCUCUUGCAGCAUCUUUUUUUCCCUCGCUCUCUCUCUCUCUCCAUUGGUCCAUUUUAGAAGUAAUUGCCGCGGGGUGAGCGAGCAGCUUCCAUCGCCGGUCGACGGUUACAUAAGCGAGUGUCUUUAGCUGUCCAAGGUGCUGAACUGAUCGGUCCGGACCUACAGCGGGACGAGCCGCGGGGGGAUUCACAACCUUGCAAGGUCACAGGCCUAUCAGUCGGGAGAGAAGAGGAGAGCACGGGAUCCGCUCACCGAACCACCGGGAAGCCGCUUGGGUCUCCAUUAGUUGGCUUUCUUUUUCAUCGCUCCGUGGUUGAGAGACGUUUCCCUGAGCUGGUCGAUUCAGCGGAGGAGAGAAAAUGUCGGGGCAAACGCUCACGGAUCGCAUCGCCGCUGCGCAGUACCAGCUAACGGGAUCAGAUAUGGCCCGGGCUGUCUGCAAAGCCACUACUCACGAAGUGAUGGCGCCCAAGAAGAAGCACCUGGACUACCUGGUGUCGGCCACCAACACCACCAACGUGAACAUCCCUCAGAUGGCUGACACGCUGUUCGAGCGGGCCACCAAUGCCAGCUGGGUGGUCGUCUUCAAAGCCCUCACCACCUCUCAUCACAUGUGUGUCCAUGGCAAUGAGAGGUUCAUUCAGUACUUGGCUUCUAGGACCUCCCUGUUCAACCUCAGCAACUUUAUCGACAAAACUGGCUCUCACGGCUAUGACAUGUCUACAUUCAUCAGACGAUAUGGACGAUACCUGAAUGAGAAAGCCUUCGCCUACCGCCAGAUGGCUUUUGAUUUCACCAGAGUCAAGAAAGGUGCUGAGGGCGUGAUGAGGACCAUGACCACUGAGAAGCUGUUGAAAGGCAUGCCUGUCCUGCAGACUCAGAUUGACACACUUCUGGAGUUUGAUGUUCAUCCCAAGGAGCUGAAUAAUGGCAUCAUCAAUGCUGCAUUUCUGCUUCUCUUCAAGGACCUGGUCAAACUGUUUGCUUCCUACAACGAUGGCAUCAUCAACCUAUUAGAGAAAUACUUCAAGAUGAAGAAGAGUGACUGCAAGGAGGCCUUGGAGAUCUACAAGAGGUUCCUGACCAGGGUGACAAAGAUUGGGGAAUUCAUGAAGCUGGCUGAGACUGUUGGAGUUGAGAAAAAUGACAUUCCUGACAUCAACUACGCUCCCAGCAGCAUCCUGGAGUCUCUGGAAACACACAUGAAUGGUCUGGAGGAUACAAAGGGCGGAAAGAAGGGUGAAGGGUCUCCAACAAAGGGAUCUCCGACAAACAACGUGUCUCCAACAUCGACUCCAGCCAAAUCUUCGAACGCCGUUCCCACACUGCAGCCUCCUCCCGGGGAGAACGCUGCUGGUGCUGCUGCUCCGGAGCCAGCCGAAGAUUCCUUGUUGGACCUGGAUCCACUGUCCUCCAUGGGUCCCUCAGCAGCAUCAGCUGCCCCCACAUCUUGGGGAGACCUUCUCGGAUCAGAAAUGGGCGAUUCCUUGCUAUCCGAACCCACCCUCACAGCAGAGCCCACCCCCUCCUCUGCAGCAGCAACGCCCACUCCUGCAGCGGCAGAACCCGGAGUCUCUCUAGCUCCUCCCACUAGCACAGCAGCUGCCACCUCCCCUGGCGCCGCCAAUAUGGAUCUGUUGGGAGAUGCCUUUGCAACACCCGCCCCCGAGGCCUCCGCAGCAGCAGCAGCAGCAGCCGAAGGCGGGGCCGCAGCCACGUCUGCCCCGGCCGCCAACGCUGGAGCUGAGUCCACAGGAGGAGACGCCGCAGCCGCUGCUGCCCCUGCUGCCCCCGGUGCUGAACUCAUGUCAGUAUUUGACGGACUAGGGGAUGUAAUGAAGCCCACUGUGACCCCUCAAGCAGGCGAUGUUGACACCUCUAUGGCUAACAUGGCAAGUAAUCUCACAAUGGGAACCACAGCAGCCCCUCAGGUAGCUCCCCCCAGCUGGGGUGCUCCCAUGGCCGGAGCUCCCAUGAUGCCCAUGGUGAGGCCAGGUUUCCCAGCCACCGGAGCAUCUCCCGGUGCACCGAUGUCUCCCGGAAUGGCACAGAGCCCCAGGAAGCCUCAACCACCCAGGAACGCUCUGGAUGACCUCAAUAUUAAAGACUUCAUGUAGACCGACUGACCCCAAAAGAAAAAACAAGGUUUAUUGUAUCUGGAGCUCCGUGGAAGUGGAAGUCUGCACUUCCCCACUGCCUCCCCUCAGUCAUGCCCCAGCCCCUUCAGCCAACCAGCCAUCACAUCCAUGAUCUUCGCCCUCUGACCUCCCACCAGCCACGACCCAUAAAAAAAACAAACUCCGCCCUCCUUAUCUAAUGUUGUAGCACAACUGUGAAUGUGAACCCUAGAUACAGAAAACAAAAUUCAGUUUAUGUGUGUGGGUGUGCGUGUAAUUCAGUGUUAAACUUUACUUAAUAUACCACUGGAAAAAAUGAACAAAAAAAAUGUUAAAUGUGUAUUUAGAUUCAUUCUGGAUAUCUGCAUAUCAGCUGACUUGGAAUGGUGGAAAUGUGUUGGUUUCUUUGCGCAUCUCCCAGAUGAGGACUGUGUUGUUAAAUGUGGACUGUGUUCGGUGUGUGUAACUUCACUGGCCAACCCCUACUCCCACUCCUUCACCCAUGUCGUCCAAACUAAUACUGAGCUAUGUUUAUGUCAUUGAAGACUUGGUUGUUCCUAUAUCUGCUUGGCCAUCCAUCCUCCUACGGUACCUGUAUGUUUUUUGGAGAACUAUUUCUUGAUCAAAAUGAACCUGAAAAAAAACUUGCAUUCCAAAUCUGGACUUAUCGCUGAACACAUCAAACGGUGUUCGGUUUUAUUUUUACUUUUAUCGUUUUGUAGGGAUUGUAUGAACAUACAAAAAAUUUGUGAAAUGUGUUCAAAUUGACAUAUGCAUUUUAGACUAUUUUAGAUGAUAGAUUAUACAUAUUUUCUUUAUUUUGAGAGAGUAAAAAUGUAUCAUAUAUUUUUAGUUAUGUCAAAUGAUAUGGUUGGAAAAAAGGCAAGUAGACUCAAACUUUUCCCUCCUUUGUACAUAACCUCAAUCUGUAGUCAGUAUUGAAUGGAAACUUUGCCCUGAGUGUUUACUGGUGCGCCCUCUGCUGGUGUGGCGUGAUACUGCAUUUUUAGCGCUCAACUGGUCAAUUUGGGAUGAAUUCUGCAUCAUGCUCUCAAAGAGCACCUUUCCUAAUCUCAGUCUCCACAAAAGUUGACUUAAUUUUAGGGUGGAAAUCAAAGACACAAGUAAGCAUCUCUAGUUUUGAUUGGAAUGUGACCUCAGUCCUCUUUGAGUCAUUUGUGACGCUGCAGUGGUCGGUACAUUGGUUCAUACACUGUCACUGGAAGUCUUGGGGACUCUCUCUGUGAAGUACUCAAGUAUACGCUGGAUGUUCUGUGUGUUGUUUAUUUCCAAAAGUGACUGUAUCUUAAUCCAUUGUGGCAUUAACAAAGUGUUGAAAGAAAAAUAAAGAUGAUUAUGACACGUACAAAUUUAAAAGAAUGUGGGUAAAUAAUGUUUGCUAAGUAUUCGUAUGAAGGCUGUGAUGGUUUUUUAUUUUAUUUUAUUAUUCAUUUUGGGUCACUGUGGACGGCAUCGCCCUCCCCCAACCCCACCUGCAUGUGAGUCCAAAUGAGAUGCAAUAAAAGACAAAUACACUGA
Molecule: messenger RNA, 4089 nt
Organism: Scophthalmus maximus (turbot)
Lineage: Eukaryota; Metazoa; Chordata; Actinopteri; Pleuronectiformes; Scophthalmidae
Gene: snap91b
Product: synaptosome associated protein 91b
Exons: 23
Coding region: 793-2550 (585 amino acids)
Biological process (GO): clathrin-dependent endocytosis; synaptic vesicle budding from presynaptic endocytic zone membrane; clathrin coat assembly
Cellular component (GO): clathrin-coated pit; extrinsic component of presynaptic endocytic zone membrane; clathrin-coated vesicle
Molecular function (GO): SNARE binding; clathrin heavy chain binding; 1-phosphatidylinositol binding
Source: RefSeq, a predicted model, not a curated record